AUGGUACGUAUGUCGUUGGCUCACUCGGCAGAAUACCGAACAGUGAUGGGUCAUGGGCCUGAAGGACCGCCGCCGUACUACUACGACGCCCCUCCACCGCAGCAUUCGAUACCUGUACCUGACCCGGGGUUCUACGGCCCACCUCCCCGCCCAGGGCCGCCGCCUCUGACCGAGCAUCACCGGCCUCCCUACAGCGGUGGAGCUCCGGAUCACCCCAUGCGGUCCAUAUCUCCGCCACGCCAUGGACGCUAUGCUAUGGAGCCUAUGGAUUAUUUUCCCAUGGGGCCGGGCAACGCGGACAUGCGUCCGCCCCUCCAUGAUGACCCAGCCAUGUUGGCGCACGAUCCUAUGGCUGUGGAAAUGGGGAUGAGAAUGCCAAUAUCACGCAACAUGCAUGAUCCUGGACUUGCGCCACCACCUGCACGCCUACCAAGUGGCUCGCAUCGUCCGCCGAAGCGCAUGCCACCUCCGCUAGCUGAAGCCCCUAUCUCGAAGCGUGACCGCAAGCGCAAGGAAGUUCUUGAUCGUCUGGAGCGCACACACUGGGAGGGUUUCGAAAACAGGGACCCUGUAUACCACGAGGCCUACGUUUCACUGUCGUCCAUGCACCAUGCCCUGCUCACCCGGCCGUCGCUGGUGCGUGAGUAUGCGCUGCAGUUGGCCGACCGCACAGUCGAGCGUGGAGCGCAAUUGCGGUCGGCAGAGCUAUACUAUGCUUUUCUCGUUGAACGCAGUAAGCGCUCGUCUGAGGCCGAGCGGAGCAAGGUGGAAGACGAGGCGCGCCUGGCCAAGCGCCAUGUGCGCGACAAGCUGUUGGCUGUGAUUGAAGAGCGCAAGCACCGCCUCAAAGAGGAGCGCGACGGAGGUGAUUUCGCUGCCGACUUUCUUUUGGAGCCAUCGCAACGGCAGCACUCCACGCGACAGCUGCGGAACAAAAGCAGCCACCCUAAUGGGGGCCCCACGCGUUUGGGACGCCUGCUCGAUUAUGAGGACUCUGCCACAGGCAGCCGCCAAGGCGUUGUGGAUGCUGUAGCCCAGUUGCUCGGCUGGUCCGAAAUGGAGGCAGCCGCAACGAUCACUGCGGCCAGCGCAGAUGAGAACACCUUGCUGUGUAAGGACGCAGAGGGUACAGAGAUGCGCUUGCCCCUGCUUGAUACAUUUUCAAUGCAAACGUCGCUGCUGGCAGGCGUCAGUCUAGCAGCUACGGCAUCAAAUGGAAAGGGCAAGAAGAAGGGCAGCAAGUUGGUGUCCACGCCCUCAGAACGCUCCGAAGACGACGACGCACCCACUACGCCGCUUCUGUCAUCGGGAGGUGGGCGUCUGCGAUGGGACACUGCGAAGUGUCUAAGCCAGCUGACCUUGGCCAAGGACUUUGAAAUCGAAUCCGACUUGAUCAAUAUCAACAAGCUGGGUCAAAAGCGGCGGCGUCGCUAG
Messenger RNA from Malassezia sympodialis ATCC 42132, 1434 nucleotides. RefSeq lists its product as uncharacterized. The record is from RefSeq and is a predicted model, not a curated record. The coding region runs from base 1 to 1434 and encodes 477 amino acids. Lineage: Eukaryota; Fungi; Basidiomycota; Malasseziomycetes; Malasseziales; Malasseziaceae. The transcript has a single exon.